Serpula lacrymans var. lacrymans S7.9 is the source of this 1796-nucleotide messenger RNA. RefSeq lists its product as uncharacterized. Gene Ontology annotation, biological process: dGTP catabolic process. Gene Ontology annotation, molecular function: dGTPase activity. Gene Ontology annotation, cellular component: nucleus. Lineage: Eukaryota; Fungi; Basidiomycota; Agaricomycetes; Boletales; Serpulaceae. Bases 1 to 1560 code for a protein of 519 amino acids. The record is from RefSeq and is a predicted model, not a curated record. The transcript is spliced from 9 exons.
AUGAGCCUGAUACGACGUAGCUCACAUAUUUUCAACAGGAAACAUUUUCAAAGGCUCAGACUCAUCAAGCAGCUUGGAGUAUCGUACUACGUCUGGCCGGGUGCAUCUCACAAUCGUUUUGAACACUGCCUGGGUGUCGGACAUCUUGCUCGAAGGAUGGUUGAGCAUAUCAAAUCGUCUCAACCCAGCCUUGGCAUUAACGACCACCACAUCAAGUGCAUAGAGUUAGCUGGAUUGUGUCACGAUCUGGGACAUGGCCCAUGGAGUCAUGUGUGGGAUGGAUUGUUCAUUCCAAAAGCAUUGAAUGGAAAACGUUGGAAACACGAAGAUGCCUCCGAACUCAUGUUCGACCACAUGAUCAAGGAAUACCGUCUGAAGAUCACUCCCAAAGAGGCGACUUUCAUCAAAGCACUCAUUGCUGGUGAUACAACGCGCUGCGAGGAGGGCAAAGACUUUCCAUUUUUAUUCGAAAUUGUAGCCAACAAGCGUAAUGGGAUCGACGUUGACAAAUUUGAUUACAUCGCUCGUGAUUGCCAUGCGAUUGGAGAGAAGGGGAAUCUGUCUCUUACUAGACUCAUACACUCAGCACGCGUGAUCAACAACCAAAUAUGCUAUGGUAUAAAAGAUGCAGAACAGAUCUAUGAGCUCUGUUAUACCCGCUUCAGUCUUCACAAGCGUAUCUACAAUCACAAAACUGCUAAAGCCAUUGAAUAUAUGGUCAUCGAUGCUCUUCUUGCUGCAGAACCAAUCAUGAAAUUCGCGGAGCAAAUUGACAAGCCAGACAGAUACGUAUUUUUGACAGACGAUAUUCUGUCUCGUAUCGAAAUGACCACCGACGAGGAACUUCAACCAUCCCGUGAUAUCAUCGAACGCAUCCGUACUAGAGACCUAUACAAGCUGGUGGACUUCAAGGUGUUUUCUUGGGAGUUCAGGAAUCGGUGUCAAGAAUAUAUCACCCCCGAACGCAUCGUAGAGGCAGCCCAUUUCUCACCUCCCCCGGGUGCUGAUAAACUAGAUCUGGAAGAACUUACUCCUGAAGACAUUAUCGUCAAUCUUAGCCCUAUGCACUAUGGCAUGCAGGAGAGGAACCCUCUCGAUUUCGUCAGGUUCUACUCCAAGCGCAACCCCAAUAUUUGCCGGCCAGCUGAGCCUGGUGACAUAUCUCUUCUUAUGCCAUCUUCUUUCGCCGAGGUCCUUCUGCGAAUAUAUACGAAAGAAGAACGUUUCGUUGGCAUUGUUCAAGCGGCGUAUCGUGAAAUCUUAAUGACGUUACCGGAUCAUGUUCCUCAGUCGCCUUUACGACCUGCUCAAGAUGCUCCAACCGCAACACUCACACCACCAGCUACGGAGGCACCGUCUACACCACGCGCACUUUCCCGUAAUGUUAGUCUCAGUCAGAUUGGCGUGACACCGUUUUCCAAUAACGAAUUUACCACUGUGCCUCCGAACUUCCAUCCCACUUCUCCCGAGCGCGGAACCAAGAAACCAAGGAGUAAAAGAGGAAGGGAUACGAGCGGGAUGACUGAUACUGGCAGCCCUCCUCGGAAAAGGAGAGCAUAAUGGAUACAAAGCAGCAAACCCUGCAAUCAAUUACAGUAGUACAUAAUGACUUCCUCUUUCAUCUAACUACUAUACCCUCUAAUUCGCUGUCGAUAGGCUAUGCGCAGAUUUCCAUUUUUACACUUUUGUAUCAAAUUAGCGUGUUUCGCUGGCACUACCUGGGAGACACAUACCUUUUAAAUUAGCCAGUAAUAGAUAUCAUAUGUUUUUCGCAAUUAUACGCUCAUCUUCAUCGC